GCGCCUUCUGAUCGGAACCCGACCAACUAUCGGAACCCUACAUACUCCGAUACUCCGAUCGAGCAAUGGAAGAGACCGAGCAGAACAGACCGGUAAUUUUCAAAGAUAUAAGAAGAUAUUCCUGCGAGUUCUGCGGCAUUUUCCGUUCGAAGAAAGCGCUCAUUUCGGCUCACAUCUUAUCUUGUCAUCAGGAUGAGCUCAAGGUCCGAGGAGAAUCAAAAGAGUCGGACGAAAAAGUGCCUAAAGUUCACACAUGUGCAGAGUGUGGAGUAAGCUUCCAGAAAUAUGCUUAUUUGAAGCAGCAUAUGCAAAGUCAUUCACUCGAGAAUUAUUGGUCUUGCAGUUUGAGAUUUAAACGGUUUCAUGGAAUAUCAAAUGUGACUAGUGUGAAGCAUUGGAUCCCAGAGAAUGAACUCCGAAAUGCAAGAGGCCGUUGUUUCAUCUUGAAUGGAAUAGUACCAGGUAGGGGGACCUCCUGUGAAGCUCCAUCAAGUGGGCCUCAAUCACGCUAUAUUCUUGUGUGCUUAGAGAUCCCCCACUCCAUCUCUUUCCUCUUCCUUAAGCAAAAAGCCAUUGUAGAUUGAGUUUUCAGUACUUAUGUUUGGUUUUUGUGAUUUUUGUUCCAAAAGAGGCCAUAUGCAUGCCCGGUAGAUGAUUGCAAGUGUAGCUAUAGACGAAAGGAUCACUUGAAUAGACAUCUUCUUCAGCACCAGGGAAAGCUGUUUGAGUGCACCGUGGAGGGUUGUGACCGGAAAUUCAGUUAUUGCAGUAAUAUGAAGCGUCAUGUCAUAGAGAUGCAUGAGCAGGGUGUACCAAUUGUUGUAGACACUCCAAAGCAGCAUGUUUGCACUGAAGCUGGUUGUAAAAAGGCUUUCAAGUAUGCAUCCCAAUUGAAGAAACAUGAAGGUUCUCACGUAAAGCUGGAUACUGUUGAGGCAUUUUGUUCAGAGCCAGGGUGCUUUAAAUAUUUCACGAAUGAGCAAUGCCUUAAAGAACAUACUUUGUCUUCCCACCAACAUGUUGUCUGUGAGAUCUGUGGGACAAAGCAUCUGAAGAAGAAUAUGAAGCGUCAUCUUCGCAUGCAUGAAGCUCAGCCAUCAUCAAAGAGAAUCCCGUGUGACUUUGAGGAUUGUGACCAUACCUUUGCAACAAGAUCAAAUCUUAAGCAACACAUCAAAGCCUCUCACCAGUCAAUUAAGCCAUUUGUCUGCAGUUUUUCUGGUUGUGGAAUGAGAUUUUCCUUCAAGCAUGUGAGAGAUAAGCAUGAAAAGUCUGGAUGUCAUGUUUACACCCAAGGAGACUUUGAAGAGACUGAUGAGCAAUUCAGGUCGAGGGAGAGAGGAGGCAGGAAAAGGAAGCUACCUGUUAUGGAGUCUUUGAUGACUAAAAGAAUCGUCCCACCAAGAGAUACGGAUUCCAUCAUCGAAAACGGACCCGAGUACAUAGCUUGGUUGCUUUCUGCUGGGUCUCAAGACAGUCGUGAGUAGACUCGAUGUGAUUACACGUAUGUAACGGGAAAGUAUAUAAGGGGUACUUGAGUUAACUAAAUUUGAAACCUUGUAAUCUUAUAAAAAUGAUAUGUGAUGGAAUUUUGCAACGGGAGAUCUUGUAGAGUUGUAGACACAAAUAUAAGACUGAUCACAAAUAUGGGGUAUGUUCAAUGGAAUGUAGACAUGCAGUAAUUGCGGUUUCAUAUCUUUUAAUAUAAAAUUUGAGAGUUGUACUCUCAGAACCUGCCAUUUGGCAAUCAAGACCACUAGCCUUC
Messenger RNA from Cuscuta campestris, 1765 nucleotides. NCBI's taxonomy places the organism in Eukaryota, Viridiplantae, Streptophyta, Magnoliopsida, Solanales, Convolvulaceae. The record is from the annotation of a GenBank genome assembly.